GUAUUGUAAACGGUACUGUGUGAAACGUAGGAGGUGGGGAGGGGGGGUUUGAAUUGACAAAAAUCGCCCGAUAGGGUGCACAUCCGGAGCCUCGACGAUCAUAAUUUAACGCACCUUUUACCUUUCAAGAAAGCAAGUUUUAUAGUUUCUUUUAUUAAUUUAUUGUAUUUCUCUUAGUUUAUGGUUAACGCUCUGGGAGGGCAGAAAUGGCGGCCAACAUGUACCGGGUCGGAGAUUAUGUAUUCUUUGAGAACUCCUCCAGUAACCCUUACCUGAUCCGCCGGAUAGAAGAACUCAACAAGACCGCCAGUGGGAAUGUGGAGGCCAAGGUGGUUUGUUUCUACAGAAGGAGAGACAUCUCCCACAGCCUCAUCCAGCUCGCAGACAAACAUGCAAAGGAGUUGGAAGAAGAGAAGGAGAGCCCGACAGAGACAGAGCUAACAGACAAACAGAAACACCAGCUUCGCCACAGAGAGCUCUUCCUCUCCCGGCAGUAUGAGAGUCUACCUGCGACGCAUAUCAGGGGGAAGUGCAGUGUUGCUUUAUUGAACGAGACAGAAGCUGUUCUUUCAUACCUUGACAAAGAGGAUACCUUCUUUUAUUCGCUGGUGUACGACCCGACACAGAAGACUCUGCUGGCUGAUAAAGGAGAGAUCAGAGUGGGACCGCGCUUUCAGGCAGACGUACCUGAAAUGUUACAAGAAGGAGAGGCAGACGAGAGGGACCAGUCCAAACUAGAAGAAAAGCUAUGGGAUCCAGAGUGUCCGCUCACCAACAAACAGAUAGACCAAUUUCUAGUGGUGGCACGGGCGGUCGGGACCUUUGCCCGAGCGUUGGACUGCAGCAGCUCCGUUAGACAGCCAAGCUUACACAUGAGCGCAGCCGCAGCCUCGCGAGAUAUCACACUGUUCCACGCGAUGGACACGCUGCAUCGUCAUAAUUACGACCUCUCCAGCGCGUUGAGUGUGCUGGUGCCAGCGGGCGGCCCCGUGCUCUGCAGGGAUGAGAUGGAGGAGUGGAGCGCAUCAGAAGCCGCCAUGUUCGAAGAGGCGUUAGAGAAAUAUGGAAAAGACUUCAAUGACAUCCGACAAGACUUUCUUCCCUGGAAGUCUCUGACCAGUAUCAUAGAGUACUACUACAUGUGGAAGACCACGGACAGAUACGUGCAACAGAAGAGACUGAAGGCGGCGGAGGCAGAAAGCAAACUGAAGCAGGUUUAUAUCCCCACAUAUAACAAACCCAACCCCAACCAGAUCUCGAUGACCAACGGCAAGAUGGCGACGGUGAACGGAGCAGGCCCUGGGGCCUACCAUACAGCAGGCGUGGGCAGACCCUGCGAGAGCUGCUACACCGUGCAGUCGGCCCAGUGGUACUCGUGGGGGCCUCCGAACAUGCAGUGCCGACUGUGCGUUUCCUGCUGGAUGUACUGGAAGAAGUACGGUGGUCUGAAGAUGCCGAGCAGAGCCGAGGCCCCGGAGGAGAGGACCUCGCCCAGUCCAGCAAGCAACGAGUCUCGCUCCAGGGGUCACGCCCCUCGCCAGUCCAACCACAUGGUGCCGAUGCGAAACAGCGGCAGCCCCAAGUCCUCCAUGAAGACCAAGCAGGCUUUCCUGCUGCAGGCCACCCGCCUCACCAAGCUGGCCCGGCACAUGUGCCGUGACAUCAUCAGGCUGCGCCGUGCCGCACGCCGGCCCUUUGUCCCCAUUAACUGUGGGGCCAUAAAGGCAGAGUACAUGUUAAGGGUGUCGGAAGGUCAAGGGACCCGCCUGCCCAAAACCAGAGCCGCCCAAAGGAGCACUCUGACCAGUGUUCUGCAGUUCCUAGAGUCUCGCCCGGCGGCCCACGCCCCCCGCUCCCACCGCACGCCGGGCCUGCAGACCCCGCCUCCGCGCCGCCUCCUCUCCUCCCUCCCCCACGGCCCCCACGGCAUGCUGGGAAAGCGCAGCUACCAUCACCACAGCAGGGCUGAGCCGGACAGGCGCUCAGAGAACCCAGGUACGACAGGUGGACCUCUCAUGCAUAAUGGCCGCAACAGCAGCGGCGGAAGCACCCGCGGUGGAGUCAUGAUCCGCAAGAGACGCCCCAAUUGGAUCGAUGCGCCCGACGACAGCUUCUUCCUCGUCACCCGGGAGACCAGGAGGGCCCGGAGGCUGCUGUCGCGCUCCCAGCUGAGACACGCUUGCCGGCAGCCCUGCGAGCAGAUCACCCUGCGCAGAGUCUCCCAGGCCCCCCCGCAGGGGCUCGUCCUCGCCCCUCCGCACCCCCACCCCAGCCUGAGGAUGCGAGGCCCCAUCGUCAUCCACGACUGACCCGGCCGGGACCCGCUUGCCCUCCACCGCGCCGGCCUCUUCUCUCAUUGAAGCCUCCCUUUGCUUUUAGCCGCCAUCACUCCGAGCUGUCUCGGAAGGAGCCGCGAUGCAAUAGAAACAUGAAUCUGACCCGGCCGCGAAACGCUGCCUGUCUUUAAUCUCCCUGGGAAUGUGUUUUUACGUGUAUAUACUGUAUUUGGAUGCAUGUGAGCGUGAAAGAACGAGAGAAUGCUGUUCUUAGUUUACAUUAUUUUUGUGAGAACUUUUGUGUCGAUGGUGAAUUGUUGUGGAGUUUUAUCUUUUUUUUUUUGUUGGAGGGUGGGGGGAGGGAGGGGGCUUUCUUUUUAAAGUGGGAGAAGAGACAAAAUGUCCACAAACACAAGAAAAGAAAAAAAGAAGAAGAAGAAGAAGAAAAAUGCACUAUUACUGAGACUGCGGCCCUUUGUGAAAUGGCUGCUUUAAUUUGUGUUCUGCGGUUCUCCUCACGCUCAUCCCGAAGCCGAAAUGAAUCAUCCGGAGCCGGCGCUGAAGAGCGAUGACCCCGGAGACAGCAUUUAUCAAACCUUCCACGCAGGAAUCUGCAGCAGGCUUGAAAAUAUAAGGAAGGAAUAAAGAGCCGGCCCGCGUCGAACACUGUACAAUAGACUGUAUAUCUCAUUACAGCACUGUAAAUUCCUCCCAUUCUAUUUCUAUGGCCUACCUAGCCCCUAACGUGGGUACUAAAGCACUUCCUUUGCAGCAGAAGAGGGCAUGGAUCUGACGUUAUUUUCCCUCGAGGCUGCGAUGCAGCGGCAACUUUUUAAGGCAAAAAUAACUUUGCCAGCAGCUGUUUGCUAUUUGCUCACAGCGUCCCAAUUUGUCCUUUAGAGCAUUUAAAAAAAAGGUUUAAUUCCUGCUUUGAAGACCUCUCUCUCCCCAUCUCUAGCACCGCUGCACGACGGUUUUUUCCCCAAAUUGCCUCAAAAAGUUGCCCGUCCAGCCUCCGGGUGCGAUUAUUCUUUUAGAAACUGGCAUCGCCGCCGCAUGUCUUUGAGGCGAGAGCCUCCGCUGACCCACGGGUCGCUCGAUUUCUUUCAUUCAGAAUGAUUAUGUUCGUGUUUCCUGUAUGUCAUGUGUUGACUUAUGAAUAUGCUGAGAAUAAUAAUAAUAAUGAUAAUAAAAAAAAAUUGCCAGAUUA
This is a messenger RNA of Mugil cephalus (flathead mullet), 3486 nucleotides long. RefSeq names its product metastasis associated 1 family, member 3 (gene mta3). Gene Ontology annotation, biological process: negative regulation of transcription by RNA polymerase II. Gene Ontology annotation, cellular component: nucleoplasm; NuRD complex. Gene Ontology annotation, molecular function: histone deacetylase binding; transcription corepressor activity; transcription coactivator activity. NCBI's taxonomy places the organism in Eukaryota, Metazoa, Chordata, Actinopteri, Mugiliformes, Mugilidae. Bases 207 to 2309 code for a protein of 700 amino acids. The transcript is spliced from 19 exons. The record is from RefSeq and is a predicted model, not a curated record.